Molecule: messenger RNA, 3246 nt
Organism: Neogale vison (American mink)
Lineage: Eukaryota; Metazoa; Chordata; Mammalia; Carnivora; Mustelidae
Gene: RPS6KA2
Product: ribosomal protein S6 kinase A2
Exons: 21
Coding region: 83-2284 (733 amino acids)
Biological process (GO): protein phosphorylation; intracellular signal transduction
Molecular function (GO): ATP binding; ribosomal protein S6 kinase activity; magnesium ion binding
Source: RefSeq, a predicted model, not a curated record
CGGACCUGACCCCGCGCGCCUGGGAUGCGCCGGGAAUGCGCGUCCUCCGGGCCUGCGGCUGCUGCCGGCUGGGCGCGGGGCGAUGGACCUGAGCAUGAAGAAGUUCACCGUGCGCCGCUUCUUCUCCGUGUACCUGCGCAAGAAGUCGCGCUCCAAGAGCUCCAGCCUCAGCCGACUCGAGGAGGAAGGCACCGUCCAGGAGAUCGACAUCAGCCACCAUGUGAAGGAAGGCUUCGAGAAGGCCGACCCCUCCCAGUUCGAACUGCUCAAAGUUCUAGGACAAGGAUCCUACGGAAAGGUGUUCCUGGUGCGGAAGACCAAGGGCUCGGACGCCGGGCAGCUGUACGCAAUGAAGGUCCUUAAGAAAGCUACCUUGAAAGUUCGGGACCGAGUGAGAUCGAAGAUGGAGAGAGACAUUUUAGCAGAAGUGAAUCACCCUUUCAUUGUAAAGCUUCAUUAUGCCUUUCAGACGGAAGGAAAGCUCUACCUGAUCCUGGACUUCCUGCGGGGAGGGGACCUCUUCAGCCGGCUCUCCAAAGAGGUGAUGUUCACCGAGGAGGAUGUCAAGUUCUACCUGGCUGAGCUGGCCUUGGCUUUGGACCACCUCCAUGGCCUGGGGAUCAUCUACAGAGACCUGAAGCCUGAGAACAUCCUGCUGGACGAAGAAGGACACGUUAAGAUCACAGACUUCGGGCUGAGUAAGGAGGCCAUCGACCACGACAAGAGAGCCUACUCGUUCUGCGGGACCAUAGAGUACAUGGCGCCCGAGGUGGUGAACCGGCGGGGACACACGCAGAGCGCCGACUGGUGGUCCUUCGGCGUGCUCAUGUUCGAGAUGCUCACGGGAUCACUGCCGUUCCAGGGCAAGGACAGGAAGGAGACCAUGGCCCUCAUCCUCAAAGCCAAGCUGGGCAUGCCGCAGUUCCUCAGCAUGGAGGCCCAGAGUCUGCUGAGAGCCCUCUUCAAGCGGAACCCGUGCAACCGGCUGGGCGCUGGCGUGGACGGAGUGGAGGAGAUCAAGCGGCACCCUUUCUUUGUGACCAUAGACUGGAAUAAGCUGUACAGGAAGGAGAUCAAGCCGCCCUUCAAACCAGCGGUGGGCAGGCCCGAGGACACCUUCCACUUUGACCCCGAGUUCACAGCACGGACGCCCACAGACUCCCCCGGCGUGCCCCCCAGCGCCAACGCACACCAUCUCUUCAGAGGAUUCAGUUUCGUGGCCUCGAGUCUGGUCCAGGAGCCCUCGCAGCAGGAUCUGCUCAAAGCCGCGGUUCACCCCAUCGUCCAGCAGUUACACGGGAACAACAUCCACUUCAGCGACGGCUAUGAGAUCAAGGAGGACAUCGGGGUGGGCUCCUACUCCGUGUGCAAGCGAUGUGUGCAUAAAGCUACGGAGGCAGAGUACGCCGUGAAGAUCAUCGAUAAGAGCAAGAGAGACCCCUCGGAGGAGAUCGAGAUCCUCCUGAGGUACGGGCAGCACCCGAACAUCAUCACCCUCAAAGACGUCUACGACGACGGGAAGCUGGUGUACCUGGUGAUGGAGCUGAUGCGGGGCGGGGAGCUCCUGGACCGCAUCCUGCGGCAGCGCUACUUCUCCGAGCGCGAGGCCAGCGACGUGCUGUGCACCAUCACCAAGACCUUGGACUACCUCCACUCCCAGGGGGUGGUCCAUCGUGACCUGAAGCCGAGUAACAUUCUGUACAUGGACGAGUCUGGGAACCCCGAGUCCAUCCGAAUCUGCGACUUCGGGUUUGCCAAGCAGCUCCGGGCCGAGAACGGGCUGUUGAUGACGCCCUGCUACACGGCCAACUUCGUGGCCCCCGAGGUCCUGAAGCGGCAAGGCUACGACGCAGCCUGUGACAUCUGGAGUUUGGGGACCCUGUUGUACACCAUGCUGGCGGGAUUUACCCCAUUUGCAAACGGACCGGAUGACACGCCCGAGGAGAUCCUGGCACGGAUCGGCAGUGGGAAGUACGCCCUUUCCGGGGGGAACUGGGACUCCAUCUCCGAUGCCGCAAAGGAUGUCGUGUCCAAGAUGCUCCACGUAGACCCUCAUCAGCGCCUGACGGCGGUUCAAGUCCUGAAACACCCGUGGAUCGUGAACAGAGAGUACCUGUCCCAGAGCCAGCUCAGCAGACAGGACGUCCACCUGGUGAAGGGUGCCAUGGCUGCCACCUACUUCGCUCUGAACAGAACUCCCCAGGCCCCGCGGCUGGAGCCAGUGCUGUCGUCCGGCCUGGCCCAGCGCAGGGGCAUGAAGAGACUCACAUCCACGAGGCUAUAGUGCGAGCAGGCCCCGCAGAGCGUCCUGGGCUGGCGGGCGCCGGCCGGGGCUCCCGUCCCGGGCACUGCCAGGGUGACCGUGCCCGUCUCGAAGGCCCAGGAGCCUCUGCUCAUUCCACGUUCUCUUGUUCAGCCUGGAUGGAUCCAGACCGUGACCUCUCAGCGCCUCGCUGUGCCAACCCUGCUGCCUCCCUGCCCCGAGCCGGCCCGACGGCCUCACUUCACUGCACACCACCAUGAGCAGCGCCUGUAGGGUUCCUUCGGGCUCUGUGGGUCUUUUAUGAUCACGGCUUAUAUUUAUAUAGAGAGAUAUUUUUUCCAGUGAUAAAGCCAGUAAGGGGGUCAGGUUUCUGACACACGUCCCCGCGAUUCGGGUGGGCGGACGCGCUGACCGGCUGCCCCCACGGCCCCCCACCCGACCCUGGGAGGGGCUGGCCUCUGCGGUGUGGUGUUGCCAGGAGGACGGGGUCAGCACAUGGCACCUGGGAGUAGACGCCAGGUCCCCUCCAGGUGAUCCAAAGAGCCUUCGCCCCAUCGCCCAACGUCCAGACUGCGGUGCUGGGUGUCCUCUCCAGGUCGCAGACCCACAUGGGGGAAGGGCCCGGAACCAGCAGGGGGCAUCUUUGCUUUGGGGGCCUCUUUUCACAAGAAUGGCACGUCCCUGGGGAGGAGCCAGCGACAGCCUGUGCCCCCUGCCCUGUGUUCUUGUCCCCCCACGGCCGGGGCUGCAGGGCUGGGGGUCCACGCCCCCAUCCUGGCUCUGGCGGUGGUCAGGGCCGCCCAGAGGUUCUGAGCGCGCGCGUUGGGCCCCACGGCUGGUCGGCUGGUGCGGUCUUCUGUCAGCCCCAUGUGCUUUCAUCCCAAAGCAGUGUUUUUGCUGUGUUUGCCUUCCCCUCUCUGGGCCGCAGGAGGGCCGCGAGCCCGGGCAACCCUGAGCUCUGUUCCUCCCUUCCAGGCGCAGUC